GUCAGCAAAAAUAUAUUUAAAAAAGUGAUUAAUUUCAAAUCCAGCCAAUUUGGGCUGUCUAAAAAUAAUGCAAGUAGUAAUUUAAAGAACUUAAUUGAACCCAAAAGUGGAACAAGCUUAUAAAUAAUUUAAUUUUUUUGAAUACUAUAUAUCGCACAAUUAAAUCCAUAUCGUGCAAACUACUGGAAACGAGGCAAAAAAAUUUUAAUUACACUUAUGAUGUUACGAUCUGGAGAAUGAAGAAACUGGUCAAAAUGAACUGUAAUAGUUACUGAGAAAGUCCCAUCUGGUACUACAUAUUUGUUGAUGUACCAUUGCAAAAGAUCCAAACCUAACUUGAUUCAUUCAUUCGACUUUGAGUCGACUAUUAAAUAAUCAAUACUUUUAAACACAGUACACUUUCAGAUUUAAACCUCAGCUGGAUGUUUACUCUUAAUUCUGUGGUAAACACUGCAUGAAACGUCAUUUUCAAAUCCCAUGAUAGGGGGUCUUUAAAUCAACAAAUAUUUAUAAGGCAUAAGGACUAGACAACCUGCACCAUGUUUCUAAUAAUAUAUUAUAAUAGCAUGUAUUAUAUGAAGUUUAUUAUUAAAGCUUUUCAAAUAUAUAUUGUUGUUUGCAUCCUUUUUGUCCCUGCGCUAUCUGUCUAAACUGUUGCGUCUUCCAUAUUUUUUACAGUCAUUGGAACAGACGUUGUCUGCUAUUAAACUACGUUUCCCAGGAAGCUUUGCGCGCUUCUCUCACGUGUUGUUCAGUGUGGUUCCUGUGUCCGUUCCUGGUCCGUUCAUUCUUAUUUUCUUCUUAAAACAUGUUUUUUCAGUUCGCUUGGCGAGGAGUUUACCUUUCUGAGGGCUUUUAGGAUGUAUUGUCGAUAAUUUUACAUUUGAGGGAACGUUUUGUAACUGUCAGGAACAACAAGAUGGUCUCAUGUUUAUAAAAUAUUAAGCAAGUUGACAGUCAACAUCGUGACGCGACUUCUAGACAAAUCUUUGUCAGCGAUUUAAUAUCGACACUAAAUAGGUAUAAAUAAUAAUCAAUGAGGCCAGAUGACUGAGGUCAGUUCACAGUCAUGGAGAGUCUACAUUUGCCUUCUGAGAUCAUUACCUACAUAUUUAGUUUUCUGCAUGUAAUGGAUCGAAAGGAAGCGUCACUGGUCUGCAAGAGCUGGUACAAUGCAAGCCAAGACUAUCCGUUUAAGAGAAACCUUACCUUCAAGUUUCCAGCAUCCUCCUCUUCUCUGGGCUUCAUCCGAGGUCUUGCGAGACAUCCUCGCUGUGGCCUGGUCAUCAGCCAUCUGGAUGGGUCCAGUGUGUCCAGGCAGGUGCUGCUUGAGGUCGGGCUUCACCUCGGGCCUCGGCUUGACAGUCUGGCCCUGCCUGGCAGCAGUAUCACCGAGUCCUGCCUGCUGGAGCUCCUGCCCCGACUGACCAGCCUCCGCAAGCUGGACCUGCAGGGUCUCGACAGCCUCUUCAUGUCUGGAGCUUUUCUGUCCAGAGAGGAGCACCGGCGGAAGGUCUAUCGUGCUCUGCUGAACCUGGAAGAACUGAACCUGUCUAAUCUGCGCUACCUCUCUGACCUCUCCUUCAACCGGCUGACCAUUUGCACUCCUGGACUGCGGCGUCUCUCUCUUUCUGGGUGCCACAUCUCCUUCGAGUUUGACCCGUACCGAGGCUGUCCUGUAGGCUCCGGCUCCUCCGCUCUGGUUUCCCUCCGAAACCUUCUGAAUCUCCUCCAGAAGCAAACCUCCACCCUCCGCAGCCUGGACCUGAGCCGCACCGGCAUCACACCGAAGUCCCUCCGCUCCAUUUCCAAGCUCCGCGGCCUCCGUCUGGAGGAGCUGAAUCUGCACGGCUGUAAAGAACUGACCGAUUACUCCAUCGAGAUCCUCUGUAAGUAUCAGAGCGGCCUGCGGAUGCUGGAUUUGAGCGGCUGUAUGGAGCUGAGCUGCAGGGCGGUGCUGGCGGUGGGUGCGGAGCUGAAGGAGCUGAGGGUCCUUUCGUUCUCGCAGGACUGGAAGAUCACAGAUAAAGGUCUGGCCGAGCUGAUGAUGCUGCCGCAUUUGAGGAGCCUGGAUCUGUCAGAGUGUCUGCAUGUGAGCGGGACAGAGCUGGUCAAAGGCUUGUCUGGUCCAGAACCCAGAGCGCAGGUGGAGACCCUGAGCCUGAGGAACUGCACAUAUAUUAGGGAUUCAGUGGUGUUUUCGCUGGCGCAGCUGCUGGGUGUUCAUCUGCGAGAGCUGGAUCUGUCCUCAUGUGUUUAUCUCACUGAUCUGAGUGUCCGAGCCAUCGCCACCUUCCUGCCCGCUCUGCUGGUGCUGCGGCUCGGCUGGUGCAAGGAGAUCUCAGACUGGGGGCUGCUGGGCAUGACAGAGCCCACCAAACACUGCCAGCCCUCUGACAGAGAGGAGGAUAAAGGGCCGAGCUUUACUAGGACGUUUGGAAACAUGGGCUUUUUCCAGCCUCCGAGCCUGCCUUUCCAGGACAAGCCCCGUCUGGUGACGGAUGAGGAUCUAGAGGAGUUCAGGGAUCAGCAAGGUGCAUCACUGCUGGCCCUCAGAGAACUUCAGGUGCUGGAGCUUACAGCCUGCUCAAAGCUCACCGACACCAGCAUCACACAGGUCCUCCGUUUUCCCGAGCUGCAGCGUCUCUCGCUCUCCAUGCUGCCUGAGAUCACUGACGACAGCCUGGUGUCUGUAGCUCUUCACUGCUGCAGCCUCACCAGCCUUUCGCUCAGCCACUGUCCUCAGAUCAGUGAUAAGGGCAUGGCUCGAGCUCUUCCGCUUCUCCACAGACUCCAGCACCUCUAUCUGGCCUGCUGUAACGCCAUCACCAAUGAAACUCUGUCCAUCAUUGCUCUGCAUUGCGAUAGACUGCGAACCCUCGACGUGUCCAUGUGUAAAGACAUAACAGUGCACCAAGUGGACCUCCUUCAGUCCCGACUACCCUUCCUGGAGAAAGUCCAGUGCCGCUUCGCCAACGGGGCAGAUUUCACUAUGGUAUUAUGAAGCUAUAGCAUCCUGCUAAAGGUGUGUGGUAUUUAUGAUCUAAUGUCCUUUUUUCUUUGCAAGCUGAUAUUAGAUUGUUUUGGGACAAAAAAAAAACCCUGAAAAUGAUUCACUUUCACCAAAGAAAAUUGUUCAAAACAAACCUGGAACUGAGCUAAAGCCACUUUAAAAAGUGACCAGUGUAAACAUUCAUAUCAAGUUAGAGAGAGCUCAACCAAAAUCUAAAAGGUGAUCUUUUUUUCAUUGAUAAGUCAAAAAAAACAUCCACUUCUGAAAUGUAAAUGUUGGCCGUUUUUAUAGCCAGAAGCUGUGGAUCUUUGUUGUAAAACAGGGGUAUCCAAACUCAGUCCUGUAGAGUCGGUGUCCUGCAGUUUAGCUCCAACCCCUAUUAGACACACCUGAACCAGCUAAUCAAGCUCUUUCUGGGUAUACUAGAAACAUCCAGGCAGGUGUGUUGAAGGAAGUUGGAGCUAAACUAUGCAGGACACCGGCCCUCCAGGACUGAAUUUGGGUGUUCAUCGAUAAUGUGAUUUUAUUAUUUGAAAAAUGAUCUACAAAUCGAUUAACAACCUCAGAUGUCACAACAGGUUUUCACUAAAACUCUUUCUGGAGAAGAUGUGUGGUGUUUUGACUUUUGGAAUCAAGCUGUUGCACUCUAAACAGUAAAACAAUUGUCUUAAGUGAAUAUAUUUAAAGCACUUUAAACUCAGGUAUAAAAGAAAAAUCUCUUUCUUCUUUGUGUUUUCUGGCAUGUGGCCAUAAGUUAUGAAUUAUUAUGCUACUGAAUGUAUGCAAGAGUUUUGAGCUGUGUCCGAGCGUUUCAAACGAUUCCAACAUGAUCUGCUAUUGAUUAGUAGAUAUAAAACCACACUUCCAGACUGUAUUCCUGGCCGUGUCAAUAAACUUUUAUAAAUGUGAUG
Danio rerio (zebrafish) is the source of this 3924-nucleotide messenger RNA. The record is from RefSeq and is a predicted model, not a curated record. NCBI's taxonomy places the organism in Eukaryota, Metazoa, Chordata, Actinopteri, Cypriniformes, Danionidae.